UUGGAACAAUAUUAGGUCCUCGUCAUUCUUCAAUAGCGCAUGAGCUCCGUUCGAGAAAAAGGACAAUAUUCAGAAGUACGACGAGGAGCGCGACGAGAAGCUCAAGGCUCGCAUGCACAAGAAUGACAUGGUCUCUCCGAACAACAUUCUCUGCCAGUGGCAAGAUAUUGUAGCUUGCAUCGAGUUCAAGAGAAAGCAACCUGCGUCCGACACGGCACCUACAGUUCUAUCUUCCCGCCUUACUGCUGCCCAGCUGCAGGUCCAGCUCCAAGCACAAGGCCAGGGAUACUUUGGAAUCGCCGCGAAAAAAACCGAGAGCAAGCCCGACGGCACGGACACCGACCUAGAUGUGACCAUCCAGAAGGGCCUCUAUGCCGCCGAAUUUUUUGCGGCCAAGGUUGAGGAAAUCGCUAAGGUGCACGCUACCUCAAAAGACGAUACUCCUGAGCUGCUCUGGCACCACACGCUCACGACUCCGACAUUCGAUAUCCGGGAAGCACUCAGCGUGCAAGAACCCACCAAGGGCAGUCGCGUACUCUACAUCCUCGAAUCCCGCAAGCUUCAGCCCAUUACGGGACUACACGGCAUAAAGUUUUUUGAUGCGUGGCAGCAGUGUAUCAAGUGUCAUGUUGCUCUGUGGAAGGGAGGGGUGUAUCACCGGGAUGUCAGCCCUGGAAACAUGAUGUGGUACGAGAAAGACGGGAAGCUCAUAGGCGUUUUGAACGACUACGAUCUGUCCUCGUUGGCGAGUGACCGAGGCCCUCGGGGCAACGAACGCACGGGCACCAUCCCAUUUAUGGCAAUCGACCUUCUCACCGCAAAGGGCCAACGCGGCGAAGUCAAACAUAUGUAUCGCUACGAUAUGGAAUCAUUUGUGUGGGUUUUCAUCUGGGUUUGCUUGCGUUACAGGGAGGGAGUCCUUCUGGAAACGGGAUCGCGCCCUUUGGAUAAAUGGGCGACCAAGAGCGCCGUGGAAUGUGGUCAGAUGAAGCACUGGUUCCUGAGGGAAUUGGAAAAUUACUACCCCACAGACAUUGAGAAACAUAUGAGGUUUUUCAUCGUGGAUUGUGUCGAGAUACUUCUAGAGGAUUCCAAGGAUCGAACUUCUCGCCGCAACCUGCUACUGAAGUCAGAGGCAACUAAGCAGUCCGACGAUGAGGGGCCGGAGGAUAUCGAUGGUUUUCUAUCCAAGUUUACAUCCAUGUCGACCUGGAAGGACCUCAUUAAGCUCAUCAACUCUUCACAGUGAUUUCUGUAGUCCUACAUGCGGUUUUCUGUACUCUUACAUGUGGUUUUCUGUCAAUCGAUACUGGUACCUUACAGUUGUUUAUAUCAUCGACGAUUUUGGGACCAGAUGAUCUAG
Messenger RNA from Suillus clintonianus, 1363 nucleotides. RefSeq lists its product as uncharacterized. Gene Ontology annotation, biological process: protein phosphorylation. The transcript has 3 exons. Lineage: Eukaryota; Fungi; Basidiomycota; Agaricomycetes; Boletales; Suillaceae. The record is from RefSeq and is a predicted model, not a curated record. Gene Ontology annotation, molecular function: protein kinase activity; ATP binding. The coding region runs from base 113 to 1249 and encodes 378 amino acids.